AUGGCGUCUACGAGUCUUUGCUAUAUGCCACAGAUGCUUGUUAACCGACUUACUGCAUUUGUUGGCCUUGACUCUACCACUAGACUUAUCAAAGAUAGUUGCGGAGAGGAUGGGCACGGUCAGGGGUAUAAGUGCACUGCUUGCAAUCUUGAUCUGCAUAAAUCCUGUGCCACUGUUAAUAUGGCUGAAGAAAAGGUCAUACAGCAUCCGAGCCACCCAGGGCAUUGCCUCAGAUAUGUUCGAUAUUCACACGCGUUUGUAUGCGACGGUUGCAGAGAGUAUGUUCUAGGGAAUGGGUAUAGAUGCGCUGCUUGUGAUUUUGAUCUGCGUAUAUCCUGUGCCACGGUUAAAAUGGCUGAAGAAAAGGUCAUGCAGCAUCCGAGCCACCCAGGGCAUUGGCUCAGCUAUGUUCGAUAUCCACGUGGGUAUAAAUGUGAUAGUUGCGGAGAGAGUAUUAGCGGGAGAGGGUAUAACUGCGCUGCUUGUGAUUUUAAUUUGUAUAAAUGCUGCGCCACCGCUCCUCCAGUUUUGGACCAAAGUUUCCAUGGUGGGAAUGGAAAGUGGGUCCAUUUCCAAAUGAAGCCUCCCGGCGGAACUCAGACGAGUUGCUCGAGCUGUGGACGAAGUGUGUCAGGAUUGGGGUACUAUUGCACAAGCAGCUCGUGUAACUACGCUCUGCACCCCACCUGUGCUUUGCUUCCCCGCCGUGCUCAAGUGGACAGAACUCCCCCGGAACCAGGUAAGCGCAAAAUAAUACGUCAUCCGAGCCACCCAGAGCAUGGCCUCAACUAUGUUCGAUAUCCGGAUGGGUUUCAUUGCAGCGGUUGCAGAGAGGAUAUGCAGGGGAAAGGGUAUAGAUGCGGUACUUGUGAUUUUGAUCUGCAUGAAUGCUGCGCCAUGGCUUCUCCAGUUUUGCACAAUAGUCUCCAUGGUGGGAAAGGAAAAUGGGUCCAAUUCCAAACGCGGCCUCCCAGCGGAACUCAGACGCGGUGCUUGGAGUGUGAACGACGUAUGUUAGGGUUUGGGUACUAUUGCACACGCAGCUCCUGUGGCUACGCUCUGCACCCCACCUGUGCAUCGCUUAAAAGAAGCCAUACUCAAGUGGAAGCACCUCCCACACGCCACACCCAAGCGGAAGCAGCGCCCCGACAACCAGACAAUGAUGAGCGUCGUCGUAGAGGUCGCGCAAUGGCUAUCCGGGGCGGUAAGGUUCUGGGAAAGCUGGCUGUUGGAGCCAUUACAGGAGACCCCACAAGUAUUGUAAGCGCCUUGGUUGACUUGGUUGUAUCUGAUGAUGAUUAG
Molecule: messenger RNA, 1302 nt
Organism: Cryptomeria japonica (Japanese cedar)
Lineage: Eukaryota; Viridiplantae; Streptophyta; Pinopsida; Cupressales; Cupressaceae
Exons: 6
Coding region: 1-1302 (433 amino acids)
Source: RefSeq, a predicted model, not a curated record